Drosophila guanche is the source of this 3233-nucleotide messenger RNA. RefSeq names its product glutathione hydrolase 1 proenzyme. Gene Ontology annotation, biological process: glutathione catabolic process. The coding region runs from base 369 to 2900 and encodes 843 amino acids. Gene Ontology annotation, cellular component: plasma membrane. The transcript has 7 exons. The record is from RefSeq and is a predicted model, not a curated record. Lineage: Eukaryota; Metazoa; Arthropoda; Insecta; Diptera; Drosophilidae. Gene Ontology annotation, molecular function: glutathione gamma-glutamate hydrolase.
AGCGAACGAACGUCGCGAAUGCCGCCGCCGCCGCCAGACGAAGCUCUUGCAGAAGUCUCUCAAGGCAUGCGCAACAUCUGAAACCGCAACGAACCCAGUCGAGUGUCCAGCCAAGUGAAGCCUCAGUGCCCAGCCAAAUCCAAGCCAAGACGUGUUCAAUUCUCAUAUUCCCCAUUCAUCAUUAGAAUAGUUUACAAUUUUGGACAAUUUUUUUUGUAUUUUUUGUUGUGUUUGCAUUGGCAUAAACAAUUUAAAAUACAUUUGUGCGUCUGUCACAGCUUCGGAGGUGUCGCGGCUGACAGCUAAGAAGAGCGGAAGCGAGAGAGGAAGUGUAAGAUAGAAAGAAAAAAGAAAGAGCAAGUUGCAAAAUGCAUUCCACGGCAUGCGGCGUUGGAGCCUCAGCCACAAAUCUAUCAACACUGCAAGCCAAUACAGCUGCAACAGGAACGACCGCAAGUGGACCGGUGGCAACAGCAGAUGCCCACAAAAUGGUGCACCACAGCAACGAAGAUGCCAUGAACAAGAUUCCACUGAAAUCGGCAAGCGGCCUGGACUCCGAUGAGGAGAAGAAUGGCGGUGAACUAAUGCAGGAUACAACCGCAGCUGAGGAGGCGAGACGUGAAAAGAUGCGUGCCAAACUGCUCGCCUGGAUGAAGAAGCUGACCAUUGUGCUCAUCUGCUUCAUUGGCAUUGCCCUCAUCAGCUACGUCAUCAUCAGCCUCUGCUUCAGUGACUGGCCAAAAUCGACGCCAUAUAGAAACAGCACAACAACAGCAACAACAACAGAAACAGCUGCAACAGCUGCAACAUUUGUUGCAACAAGCACAGAGGCAACAGCGACAGCAGAGGCAACAUUUGAAAUUGCAAGUAGCACGGCACCAGCACCACCACCAGCACCACCAGCAACUACAACAAUUAGCACAACAACAACAACAACAACAACAGCACUACAACAACCACCAACAACUGCAACUGCAACUGCAACAACAACUACAACAAUUGCAACAACAACAACAACAACAACAGAAAGCCACAAGACACUUAACAGAUUUACUUUAACAGAUGAGCAGUCGCAGGAGCAGGAUCAGGACACCGAUCAGCCAACACCUAUUGGCAAUCUCAAUCUCCUCGAUGAUGGACCGAUGGGCGCAGCCACCACCCCUGCUGGGGAUGCCGACACACUGCCCAAUGUGGCCGCCUCAACGUCAGCGACAGCGGCCACGCCCACACAGUUUGCGGAUCAGAUUGCCAUCGAUAUUAGCGAGAAUUUCAGCUCCAUUUUGGGUGUCUACCAGAAGGCAGCCGUGAGCUCGGACAAUCUCGAAUGCAGCAAGAUUGGCAGCGACAUACUCUCACGGAAUGGCAGCGCUGUGGAUGCGGCCAUUGCCGCUCUCCUGUGCAACGGUCUGCUGACGCUGCAGAGCAUGGGCAUUGGCGGUGGCUUCUUGAUGAACGUUUACAGCCGCCAGGAGCGGCACGCCACUUCCAUUGAUGCCCGCGAGGUGGCGCCCUACGCCGCUGAGCCGGACAUUUUCGACAAGAGUCCGGAGCUGUCGAUCAGGGGACCCCUGAGCAUUGCGGUGCCCGGCGAGGUAAUGGGCUACCAUGAGGCGCACACCAGAUUUGGCCAACUGCCCUGGGCGGACCUUGUGGCGCCAUCGCUGAAGCUGUGCGAGGCUGGCUAUCACGUGUCCAAGCACAUGGCGAGGGCACUGAAAAUCGUUUGGCCAUUCAUCAAGGAGCAGGAGCACUAUAAAAUUUAUGCCAACAAGGAGACCGGCCUGCCGCAUGCCUCGGGCACUGUGGUGAAGCCACCGAAGCAGCUCUGCGAGUCGUACAAGCUGCUGGCCGAGAACGGACCACUGGACAUGUACAACGGCACCUUGGCCAAGCUGCUCGUGGAGGAUCUGUCGGAGUUGGGCAGCAUCAUAACCGGCGACGAUCUGCAGUACUAUUCCGCCGAUGUUGUCCACUCGAUAACCAUGGAGCUGGGCGAGGAUACGCUGUAUGUGGUGCCGCCCGUCAGCUCUGGCUCUGUGGUGGCACAUGCGCUGAGCAUCCUGCAGGGCUACAACCUCACCAGCGAGGACUUGGCCAGCGAGGAUCUGCGUGCCCGCACCCUUCAUCGGUUUGCCGAGGCCAUCAAGUUCGGGUUUGCCCAUCGCUCGGAGCUGGGCGAUCUCCACUUUAUCGAUGUGCGGGAGCUGGUCAGCAAGCUGAAUAGUCCGGAGUUUGGGGCACAGAAUCGCGCCAAGAUCAACGACAGUCACGUGCUCGAGGGUCCAGCGGCCUACGGUGCACAGUUCGGUGCCAAUGGGGAUCCCGAUGGCACUGCCAAUUUGGUGGUUCUGGCACCCAACGGGGACGCCGUGUCGGUGACCAGCUCGGUGAAUUCUUACUUUGGCUCGUCGCUGAUUGGACCGCGGACUGGCAUCGUGCUGAACAACGGCAUGAACGACUUUGCGGUGGAGAACAACUUUUACGGACUGCCCGUCUCGCAGGCGAACACCAUAGCGCCCCACAAGCGGCCCAUGUCCUCGCAGUCGCCACUGCUUCUGGCCGACAGGGCGGGCGACAUUCGUCUGGCCAUUGGGGCGGCCGGCGGCGCUCGGAUCAUUCCCGCUGUGGUGGAGGUGGCGGCACGCGUCCUGUGGUUCGGACAGGACCUGAAGACGGCGAUAGAUGCACCGCGCGUGUACCACCAGCUCAUGCCCGAUGUCCUGGAGUACGAGAAGAGCGGCUUCUCCGACUCGCUGCUGCAGCUGCUGUCCAAGCGGGGACACGUCCUCAAGCCGAUCGAGAACGACCUGUCAUCGGUGGUCACGGCCAUAGCGAGAAAUGCCACGGCUGUCUAUGCGAAUGCCGAUUAUCGCAAGCGUGGCGGUGUUGCCGGUUUUUAGAUGUCAACGCCUAUUCCUCCCCCCCCCCCUCUACCACUCGCACACAUCCUUCCAACACAUUCACACACACACACACACCGCAUUGAGAUUAGAUAAGCAAAAAGCAACAGCAAUUGAUCGAGAAUGGAUGGAUUAAUGGAUUGAUGGGGCUGACGGAUGGACGGGGCUCAGCAUCAGGAUGAGAAUCAAGAACAGGAUCAGCGCAUCAAGUGAACAAGUAUUUAAGCUAGCUAUGUCUUUUUUUACAUACUAUGUUAAUCGUACGUUACAUAAAUUUAUAUGCUACUACCUAACUACUACCUUAUACAAUAAACAAAACAACAACAAACACAA